UCCCACUUUGUAUAGUUGACAAUAUUAUCCUGUAUUGCAUCGAUUUUGGUACUUUCCUUUGCUUUUUAUUUGGCUGAUUUAGGAAGAUGGGAAAUGAGGUGCCAGAUUUUGUUUUCAUUACUAAGGAUUUAUAUUUGAAAAGCUGCUUGAUAUCAUGAGACAGACACAUAAGUAUAGCACUUUGUUUAAUACCUUUGCGAUUUCAUGAGCAUCAUGUUUGCUUGUUAUCUUUUUAAUUUGUUUGUUCAAAAUCAUGAUUUUAAUUUUGAUUAGUAGACUGUGUUGUCACUAUAUCUUCUGCUCACUAACUUACAAUAUCAAAUUUAGGGCUACUUUAUUUCGUGUUGUCUCUUAUUUCCUUCUCACUCUGAUGUUCCAUACCACGAGGAGGAGAAAACUUAUAUCAAGUUUCUUCUAUCAAAUACUGAAGCCGGUUUAAUUAUUGGAAAAGGUGGCUCAACAAUCACCGAGUUUCAGUCCCGUUCUGGGGCAAGAGUUCAGUUGUCACGCAACUUUGAGUUUUUCCCUGGUACGUCAGAUAGGGUUAUAAUGGUAUCUGGGCUUGUGGAUAAUAUACUCAAGGCAGUUGAACUUAUUCUUGGUAAAUUGAUAGAUGAGUUUUAUGCUGAAGAUGGUGAUGACGUGCGGUCAAAAGUUAGACUAGUUGUGCCCAACAGCUCUUGUGGUGGAAUUAUUGGGAAGGGAGGAGCCACUAUAAAGGCUUCUCUCACCUUCUGUAGCCGAGGAUCUAUCGGAAACAGUCUCUCUGCCCUUCCAGGGUAGGGGUAAGGCUGCGUAUUUCCUACCCUCCCCAGACCCCACUUGUGGGAUCACACUGGGUUGUUAUUGUUUGUUUGUGAUUGAAGAUAAAUGUGAUCAGUAAAUUCAGUCACCUUCUCUUACCUAUCCGGAAAAAAAUAUAUUCAGUCACCUUCUCUUGUAUUAAGCUAAAAGGGGGAUUGUAGUCCAUGUAGACAGACUGUUUAGGGUGCUGUAGGAAAAGAUUUCUUGUUGCAUAGUUAUUAAGGAUUAAAGUAUACGUUCUAUCAUUUUCUUAAGUGAUUAUUUUUUGUUACAAACAAAAAUAUGUUUUAGACUUGGGACUAUUUUGCUGACCCCAACUUGCUUGGGAUUGUGGCAUAGUUGUUGUUGUAUU
This is a messenger RNA of Nicotiana tabacum (common tobacco), 1156 nucleotides long. Lineage: Eukaryota; Viridiplantae; Streptophyta; Magnoliopsida; Solanales; Solanaceae. The record is from RefSeq and is a predicted model, not a curated record.